AUGGUUUCGGGCUUUCCCGUCACCCAGGCCCAGAUCAGGGUCUGGAAGGCCACCGGCAUCGCCAGCCUGGGCGCCGGGCCGGGGGCCCCGACCCUGGAUGGGUGGCCGCCCGCAUUGCUGGAGGCCGCCCCCGGCCUGCGGGUGCUGAGCUGUCACGGUGCGCUGUCCCCGCUGGCCAACCCCUUCUCCGCCCCGCUGGCGCCCUUCUGCGCCCUGCAGCGGCUGAGCCUGACAGGGUGCGGGCUGCCGAGCGCCGCCCUCGACUGGCGCGCGCUGGGCGCGCUGCGGGCCCUCGCCAAGCUGUCGCUGCGAGGCAACGCGCUGCGCGCGCUGCCGUGCGCCGUCGGCGACCUGCUCGCACUGCGGGAGUUGGACGUAGCCUGCAACCUGCUUGAGUCCCUGCCCGGAGCAGCCAUGGCGGGCUGGACCACGCUGACCCUGCUGGAUGUCUCGCACAACCAGCUGCGCUGCCUGCCGGGAGAGGUGGGGGCCUGCGCGUCCCUGGAAACCCUGCUGGCGGGAAACAACAGGCUGGCGGUGAUUCCCGCCCAGGUCUCUGCGCUGCAGCUCCUCAAGACCCUGAACCUGGAUUGCAACAGAAUACAGGCCGUCCCGCCCGCCGUGCUCCGGGACUGUGGCGCGCUGCGCACGCUGAGCCUGCACGACAACCCCAUCACCGUGGAGGAGCUGCGCAAUACGGAGGGCUGGGCGGCGCACGACGCGCGGCGCCGCCAGAAGCACGACAAGCAGCUGGGGAGCGAAGUUCUGGGCCCAGGCAUGGAUGAGGGGGCCGACGCCCACCCCGUGCAGAACUGGAAAUGA
Auxenochlorella protothecoides is the source of this 822-nucleotide messenger RNA. Its product is annotated as LRR repeats and ubiquitin-like domain-containing protein. Gene Ontology annotation, molecular function: protein binding. The transcript is spliced from 3 exons. The record is from RefSeq and is a predicted model, not a curated record. Lineage: Eukaryota; Viridiplantae; Chlorophyta; Trebouxiophyceae; Chlorellales; Chlorellaceae. Bases 1 to 822 code for a protein of 273 amino acids.